CCCAACCCAAACUUGAUGCUUUCCCUCUUCCUUGAGCCCCGACUGCUCCCCAACCGCCUGCUUUCCCUCUGCAGCCUCUUCACCAUUCUUAAAAAUCCCUCCUCCUUUCAAUUCAAGUCUAGAGCAGUCAGAAACAUGAGUUCUGAUUCAGCUCAGCGGAUGUUCCAGCUCAAACUCGACCCACUCACUGGCAACUCAGAAUGGGUUGUGAUUGAAGAAAACCAAACCCCAGAAGAGAAAACCAAGGAGCCCCUUUUGGCCACCACUUCUUAUCUUGACAUGCUCAAUGAUUCUCACAGAAACAGAGCAUUUCGUCAAGCCAUUGAUAAGACCAUUACUAAGCCUUGCCAUGUACUUGAUAUUGGUGCUGGGACUGGUUUAUUGUCAAUGAUGGCUGCUAGGGCGAUGGGUCUUGAUGAUUCAUCCACGAGUUAUUGUCCAAAAGGAAAGGUAACAGCCUGUGAAUCAUACCUUCCCAUGGUAAAAUUGAUGCGCAAAGUGUUACGAGCAAAUGGAAUGGACAAGAAAGUACGUGUCAUCAACAAGAGAUCUGAUGAAUUAGAAGUUGGCAUUGAUAUGAGUUCACGUGCUGAUGUUCUUGUCAGUGAAAUUCUGGACUCGGAGUUGUUGGGUGAAGGGCUGAUUCCCACUUUACAGCAUGCUCAUGAUAAUCUCUUGGUGGAAAAUCCGCAAACUGUACCAUACCGGGCGACAACUUAUGGCCAGGCUGCAGGAUUGGCAAUAGAAGAAUGGGCAAGAUGACAACUACUACUGCAAGAUAAAGACAGGGACUAAAAGGAGGAAGAGUAUACAAGAAUAAAGAAACUUAAUUCUUAAGAGACUAAGCCAAUCUUCUUUGAAUAUUGGAAUCCUCAUAUUAGGUUUAAGAACUUGAUGGUCUCCAAACCCAUGGAGAAAUGACUCAGCUCGCAAGAAAAGCUGUUUUGUAUUGACUAGGAUUUACUUCUGAUUCACCGCAGUCUCCAUUAAGACUGGGAUUGUAAUGGGGUGUUGCACACAAGUACAACUCAGACAAAUUAUGGUUCCAAAUGCAUUCUGCAACCUUCCCCAGUGUCAUGUCAGUUAAGAAAAAACUACUUGUACUAUAGGCUAGCAUAAGUCCUAAUCUUUUGCUUCUGAUAGACAAUCUGACUCUUGGGUUUGUAUACUGAGAGCAAAAGUCUCCUUUCUACAACUUUUCGUAUAUGGAUGAGCUAUAACUUAAUAUCUGUGUCAUCACUUAGUCAUACUUAAGAUUGACAGGAGUUUUCUGAUAUUUGCAUUUAAAAAUGAUAAAGCUGUUCAUCCUUUCUUUCACUGCUUCCCUUUCAGCUUGUUGAAAGCCCAUACUUGCGGAAGCUUCAUG
Messenger RNA from Coffea arabica (coffee), 1366 nucleotides. The record is from RefSeq and is a predicted model, not a curated record. NCBI's taxonomy places the organism in Eukaryota, Viridiplantae, Streptophyta, Magnoliopsida, Gentianales, Rubiaceae.